AGAGUUCACAGGCAGCUGGCGUGUAGGACGCACAACGUGACGACGUCAGUACGUAACGCGGAAGGCGCCGGAAGUCUUUCUGUGUGUGAGAGUGUGUUAGUGUUUCAGGCCGCUGGACGCGAGGUUCUCCCUGCAGAUUAUAAACUGGAGAAGAUGGCGGUAGAGUCGCGGGUGACGCAGGAGGAGAUCAAGAAGGAACCGGAGAAACCUAUCGACCGGGAGAAGACCUGCCCUCUCCUGCUGAGAGUCUUUACCACAAACAAUGGGAGACAUCACCGAAUGGACGAGUUCUCUCGGGGAAACGUCCCGUCCAGUGAGCUACAGAUCUAUACAUGGAUGGACGCUACUUUAAAAGAGCUAACCAGCCUGGUGAAAGAAGUAUAUCCCGAGGCCCGCAAGAAGGGAACACACUUCAACUUCGCUAUUGUUUAUCCAGACACCAAACGGCCGAGUUACAGGGUAAAGGAAAUCGGGAGCACAAUUUCCGGAAGAAAGGGAUCAGAUGACGCAAUGACAUUACAAUCACAAAGGUUCCAGAUCGGAGAUUACCUAGACAUCGCAAUAACGCCACCCAACAGAGCUCCGCCUCCAUCAGGACGAAUGAGACCUUAUUGAUCUUUUAUAUAUUUUUAAGUGGUUUUUUUUUUUUUUUUUUUUUGUA
Molecule: messenger RNA, 661 nt
Organism: Hyla sarda
Lineage: Eukaryota; Metazoa; Chordata; Amphibia; Anura; Hylidae
Gene: SAP18
Product: Sin3A associated protein 18
Exons: 4
Coding region: 154-615 (153 amino acids)
Biological process (GO): negative regulation of DNA-templated transcription
Cellular component (GO): nucleus
Molecular function (GO): transcription factor binding; transcription corepressor activity
Source: RefSeq, a predicted model, not a curated record